Molecule: messenger RNA, 4185 nt
Organism: Stylophora pistillata
Lineage: Eukaryota; Metazoa; Cnidaria; Anthozoa; Scleractinia; Pocilloporidae
Product: cartilage intermediate layer protein 1
Source: RefSeq, a predicted model, not a curated record
UCUAUGGCGUGGCAGUGCUGAACAAACUGUCUUUCGAUAAAGUUUUCGCGAUGGAGUCGGUAGAAAAACAAAUGGUGCCUUUGGUUGAUAUUCCUACGAAGAAUGAUGAAUAUUUCGUGGAGAAGCCCACAGAAAAGACUUCCAGACCCAGACGAAAACUUGUACUCGUCCUUGUUGUAAUUUCCGCGGUGAUUAUUGUCAUCCUUGCAGUAACCCUGAUCGCCAUAUAUGUUCCAAAACACCUACGCGAUGCCGAAAACGAACCUGUACAAGGUUCCAUAUACAAGGGACCGUUAACUGGAGAACUGGAAGUGACUGCUUCCCCGAAAACUCGCUUAAGCUCGACAGUUGCACAUUCACCCUCAUCAGUUGUGACCAAACCCACACCAACGGCCACAUCAGCUGACUUUAAACCGGAAGAAACAUCUGCACAACCUAACCAAGAGUCAACAAGGAGUAGCAUCUUACCAACCAGUAGUAUAGUGCCAUGGACAGCUAUUGCAGAUCUUGUCCCCAACACAGAAUCUAAGUGGUCUCGUUGGAGUUCUUGGAGUGACUGCACGAAGACAUGUGGUACUGGUUCAAGAUAUAGAAAAAGAAAGUGUGUGGCCAUUAAUGAAAGAGCAGUCUUUGCUCCGAUUACAUGUGCUGGAAAACCUGAUCAGAUCAAACCAUGCGCAGAAUGGAGCUGUCCAGAUUGUUCGCAGAAUUGUACCACUGGAACACUGAAUGCCGCGUGUGAUGCAUGUACAUGUGAUCAUCACGUGCUAACUGGACGAGUUGUGACAGUAGAUGACACACCAUUAUCGGAAGCAAAAAUAUCAUUGACAGGAACACCCUACAACAUUCUUGCAAAGACGAACAUAAGUGGACACUUCACAGCACUUGGUGUGUGUGCGGAUGACCAAGAGUUGCUUGUGACUAAAGAUGGUUUUGUUCCUGUGACACAAAAAGCUGUUGUUCUGACUCAAGAAAAGGCCACCAUUAUCGCAAAGAUGGAAAUUGCAGUUCCGCCAUUUGUGACGAUCCAUCCCGAAAGCAAAAUUCGGCUGUUUGGUCAGAAUGUUACAUUUUGUUGUAAUGGCCAAGGAAACCCUUCACCGGAGAUUGAAUGGUUUAAGGAGAAUAACAUAAUCGAUAAGGAACUGUACAGUUUUGACAACACUCUUAAAAUCACUGCUGAGCAUGGGUUUAAUGGAAGUUACCGCUGUCGAGUAGUAAACGACUUUGGGUCCGAAUUCUCUGACGGAGUAGUCUUGAAAAUAGUUGAUGCGCACGAGGCGUUCUGUGAGCCAAUUCCCAGAACAAAGCAUUUGAAACUUCCACCAAAUUGUGUACAGCAGGGCACGACAAAAAAUGUGGUUGACGUUGGUGACUGUCCAUCUGUACCCUGCCUUCAGAACGAUUCAGACAACUCAAACGCUUGCAAAGACAAAACAUUUUGCUGUGGAGUCUCAAUGGUUGAAGAAUUGAACAUAGCUUGCGGAAGUGUCGCCGAAUUUAAGCUCUCCAAGGCAAAAUAUUGUGGCUGUGGAGUUUGUAAAAAGGCUGUUCUAACGAUCAGAGGCGUUGUCGUGGGCGGAAAAGAGGAAAAGCCAGUUCAAUUUGCCCAAAUUGAGUACGAUGGAGAAAGAAAAACGAACGCAGACUUUAGAAGUGGUAGCUUUUCUUUUGAAGUUAGAGAUGGAAGAAAACGAUUAGCUGUUACUUUCAAAGACACCUUUUUAAAAGAAUUUGAGGAUCUUACAAAAGUCUUUCAUCUUCAAGAGGGCCAGAGUGUGAUUACAAAGGUUGUCCUAGUCACAAAGCAACGGCCAGUAGUUUUCGAUACAUCUCAGGAUCUCAGUGUUCCUUUGGGCGGAGAGACAGAUGAUUCUGCUUUUGCAGAUCUUGAGGUCCCUGGAGGUUCUCUUUUGAAAGAAGACGGAACCAGUUACUUUGGCAAAGCUAAUAUGCGACUGAACCUGGUCGAUCCUAGAAACGCAUCUGACAUCUUGUCAGCUCCUGGCGACUUUUCAGCCGUUGAUGAAGACGGAGAGGAACAGAUUCUCUCGAGUUUUGGCAUGAUGAGGGUGAACUUUGAAGAUACUAGCGGAAAUGAGUUAACUCCUUCGAAACCUAUGAAAGUGUUUUUGGAUCCUCAACAGCUUAACAUUAGUGUAGAUGAUAAUGGUAACACGACUGUCAAACUUUGGUGGCUGAAUGAAAAGACUGGGCGAUGGGUUCUGGCCGGAAAUAUAUGGAGUGACGAAAAGGGCAGUACCCGAAGGAAAAGAAGCUCUUCCCGAAGGUUCCUAGUCACUGAGAUCACCCAGGCUAUAAGCAAAAGUCAGUUAAAUUUUGACGCACCCGGUGGACUCUGUUUUGUGGGUGUGUCAGCACCUCCUGGAUCAACUGCAAGGGUAAUGUGUGGAUCUUCUUCUAAUGAUAAUCAAUUAGACGGUUAUCGAGAGGGAACAUCGAACUCCGAUGGCAUCGCUUGUGUUCCAACUUGGCGAGAAAGAUUGUGUUACCUGCAGGCAGAAAGUGAUAAUUCAAGAUUUCUAACGCCAGACGGAGGAAACAUCGCUUCUUUUUCAUAUGGAACAAAUGCUAGAGUCGUUUCAAGCGACCUCGAAAUACCAAAAAAAGUUGAGUCGUUCAAAUUUUAUACCAGUGUUACAGGCAGUGGACCAGUUUAUCCUUUUUCUAAAUCCAACGCAAGGUGCUACAGGCGAAGUAGAGCCAAUAAAUAUUUUCGUUUCCAACCCCCCCAAGGCGCCAACGCAACAUUUAUCUUGUCCUCGCCACGCAUAGAUGACAGCAAUAACCCACUCAACUGGUAUCCGCCUAGCCCCAGCGACAUAAACAAACAGGAUGUUUGCUUUAUCAAGGUCCUUGCGCAUAGUGCAAAGGCGACGUUUCUCGCUUCCAGUUUCCGUGGAAACCGGCAGGGUGCGACAGAUUCCAAAGUCGGCGAUUAUGCUACAAUGGCAGUUGAUUCGAAUAGAAAAAAUGAAUUUGUCGCCUGCCUUCAGAUCCGUUGUCCGGGGAUCGUCGAAAGAGCCGAGGAACGAACGGACGUGCAUAUUAUUCCCAUCACGGGACAUUGCCAUUUUCAAUCUGUGCAAAUCCCGCAAGAGUUUACGGAAAAGAAUCUCGAUGUACCGUGUGUCCUUCCGCCCUCCGGCCCCAGUAACCAUGAAAAGUGGAUAUGUGUUCCAAAUAGUUUGACCAGUGGCUUUGACAUCGACUUUGUGUACCGAGCGGAUAAAAGUCAGGAGAAUUUGGCAAAGCAUAGAUGCCUCGUUGGAAGAAAAAACAAAGAGCAAAUCACUGACACCUGUCCUUCGACUUCUGGUUCAAGUUUGGAUUAUAGAUGUGAGUGAAGACUCUUCCUUCUCAUUGGUGCCAUCAGCUGUCGAAACGAGAGAUGAUCGUGCAUGUUGAUCCUAGAAUUUAUAUUAUAGGGAACUAUGAAAAAUAGCACAUAAACGAAAUAAAUUUUAACCAACGGCAAUUUUUUCGCAAUAUUUGUGCUAAUACAGGUUUUUACUUCACUUUUUCAGUGCUUUUUUUGUUUCAUCGAUUGAUUAUUCCCUACGUCUGAGUAAAGGUAAACUAUCCAAUGUGGAGAAUAGUCCUAAUGUCCAAAUCUGGGACUUUGACGAAUUGUAAAGCCUCUAAGCUAUAUUUGCUGUUCAGCGAGUUUUGGUUGACCACCUGUAGUGUUUAAAUAUCAGAAGUUUCUGAAGGUUGUGUAUGGGCUGUGCGGGGAUGGCACGGGGUUACAAUCCUUCUUCCAGGCGUAAAUGCUCUUUGGAUGUCAAUGUCAAAUUUAUUUUUUUUUCUGUGGGGCAUCAAUUCAAAUAGCACUACACGCAUUGAGAUUUUUCAGUCUUGCUGACUUCAGAGUUAAUUAAAAGUCUCAUGUUGCUCCAUAUUAGAGCUCUCAGCUUUACCACCGACUUAAGAUACAGAUAUGAGUAAUAUACUCCGCUCAUUACAAAUAACCAUUAGAUGGCCAUUAUUUGAGCUCAUAAGGUUACUUUGGAUGUUGGCAGUCUUCUGUGAGCAUUUUCAUUAUUUGAAGAAAGAAACGAUACAAUUCAUGAGCAUUAUACCACACUCGUAUUACUUGGUGUGUAUUCGGUAUUUAGGUAAACAUUGUCCUUUACAGCAAUUCAAUCUGAAUGUCGAAAAUAA